This is a messenger RNA of Seriola dumerili (greater amberjack), 1098 nucleotides long. RefSeq names its product interferon a3-like. Gene Ontology annotation, cellular component: extracellular region. Gene Ontology annotation, molecular function: cytokine receptor binding. The transcript is spliced from 5 exons. Gene Ontology annotation, biological process: defense response; response to exogenous dsRNA. Lineage: Eukaryota; Metazoa; Chordata; Actinopteri; Carangiformes; Carangidae. Bases 541 to 1098 code for a protein of 185 amino acids. The record is from RefSeq and is a predicted model, not a curated record.
UAAAACGAAAUAAAGAGCUUCUUGCCUCAAAUAUUUAAAAUACAAAACAAGUAAACUAACAGAUUUAAAUAAUGUUUAAUGUUACAAUAACCCCCAUUAAACCUGUAGAAGCAACACAAAGUACAAAAUAAUAUUUCCUUAAAAAUUGUAAAAAAAAAUAUUCCUGUUACUCCCAAAAUAUUCUGUGUCUAACACGUCUGUGUUAUAAUGAAUAGUGAUCUGUGUGUCAUGCAGUAUUUAAGCUUAGUUAUUAUAUUUGUAGGACUACAUUUUUAUCAUUGUGGGAAAAGUUUUUCAUCAGGACACUAAUACAAAUCUGAAAUGUGUGACACUGACAUUCACAUAUAUGCUGUGAUUGAUUUUGACCUUUGAACUGUGUGAAAGCCACAGCUCAUGGCCAGGGUUUCCCAGCAGGUAUAUGUCUGAAAAAUGAAACAGGUGAGUCCUUCUAUAAAUGAGCGGCUGCAGCUCUGCUCCAACACAACACCAGGACACAUCUGAACCUGCUCCAUACAAAAGCAACUUGUACCUUCACUAAAAAUGCUCAACAGGAUCUUCUUGGUUUGCCUGUUUGUGGGUCUGUACAGUGCAGGCUCCUCGCUGAGCUGCAGAUGGAUGGAUCAUAAAUUCAGACAGUACAGUGAAAACUCUUUGGAUCUACUGGAGACGAUGGUCAAUAAUUCCACUAACACCACUGAGGAUGCUGAAGUGGAGCACACUGUGGCCUUCCCUAAUGAUCUGUACAGCCAGGCGUCCAAAGCAUCAGCUGAGGAUAAACUUGGUUUCACAGUGCAGGUUCUGGACGAGGUGGCUGUCCUGUUUGAUGAGGAUCACAGCAAUGCAUCAUGGGAGGAGAAAACAGAGAAGGACUUUCUCGGUGUUGUAACGCAGCAGGCUGACGGCCUUCGCUCCUGUAUUGGGAGCCACAGCCACAAGAAGAAGAACAAGAAGGUGCACAUGUAUUUCAAGAGACUCUCCAGCCAUGUUCUCGAAGGAAUGGGCCACAGCGCUGAAUCCUGGGAGCUGAUCCGGAAGGAAAUCAAAAGCCAUCUAAUGAGAGUUGACCAGCUGGUUUCAUCUCUGCUCACCGCCAACUAA